CGGCGUGAUGCACCAUGCUUUCUGCUUGGCUUUGUUGUCGGAUGGUGGGCCAAAACAAUGGACCAUCCAACCAUUUGAAGCAAAGCCUGUAACAGCAUUCGGUGACGUGACUCUCAAACUGGCUCCAAGUGCCUGAGUACUCUUUGAGAUGUUGGUCUUGUGUUAUUGCCAACAAGUCAAACUCGACGAGAACCCUCUGCUCUAUUGAUCGCUGUGAAGAUGAUAGAGUGUUCUCUUCAGAUAUUGCCUGUGAUGAAGAUAAUGAUGUCAUUGACAUGUAUGCUGUUCCUCAGUCACCACCACCUCCCUCUCCCAGGCCGCCAUCAACUGGAUCACAAAAGUCUCCUCGUUCUCGGAGACAACGUACAACUUCGCUGUCUCAGUCAACCAAAAAGACCUGCACUGAAUCUAUUUUAAGGAGUCACACACGAACUAUUUAUACUGCUGGCCGACCACCAUGGUAUGACUCAACAGGGCAACAAGUUGAACCAUUUGUAAUUGGCAUUUGUGGUGGGAGUGCAUCAGGCAAAACAACUGUUGCUGAGAAGAUUAUUGAAUCUCUUGAUGUUCCUUGGGUUACAUUACUUAGUAUGGAUUCUUUUUACAAGGUUCUCAAUGAGAAGCAACAUGAUCUAGCUGCCAUAAAUGAAUACAACUUUGAUCAUCCUGACGCAUUCGAUUUUGAGUUAUUGGCAGAAACUCUCCAGAGGCUCAAAGAGGGCAAAAAAGUCGAAGUUCCUAUUUACAACUUUGUCACUCACUCACGAGAAAGUAGGACGAAAACAAUGUAUGGUGCCAAUGUCAUUAUAUUUGAAGGUAUUUUAACCUUUUACAAUGCAGAGGUAUUGAGGAUGUUAGAUAUGAAGUUGUUUGUAGAUACAGAUGCUGAUGUGAGGUUAGCUAGGAGACUGCGUCGUGAUAUAUCUCAACGAGGCAGAGAUCUUGAGGGAGUUCUGAAACAGUAUUGUAACAUGGUGAAGCCUGCAUUUCUUCACUAUAUUGCACCAUCAAUGGUUCAUGCCGAUAUCAUAGUACCUAGAGGCGGAGAUAACACUGUAGCCAUUGAGCUCAUAGUUCAUCAUGUACAUACACAGCUUCAAAAGCGAGGUUUCAAGCUGAGAGAGAAACUUGCUCAUUCUUAUAUUGGCCAGCCCUUACCAGAUUCUUUGCAUUUAUUGCCAUCCACUCCUCAAAUUUGUGGCUUGCACACACUCAUACGUAACAAAGAAACACCUCGAGAUGAGUUUAUAUUUUACUCAAAACGACUGAUUCGUCUUGUUAUUGAAUAUGCCCUAUCUUUACUUCCAUUUAAGGAGGUCAUUGUAGAAACACCUCAGGGUGUACUUUAUGAAGGCAAGAGAUGUGCGAGUGAAAAAAUUUGUGGUGUUUCAAUAUUGCGUGCUGGAGAGACGAUGGAGCAAGCUGUUUGUGAUGUCUGUAAAGAUAUACGGAUUGGAAAGAUUCUUAUACAAACUAAUUUUGACACGGGAGAGCCAGAGCUGUACUAUUUACGACUUCCUAAAGAUAUAAAAGACUAUAAGGUAGUUUUGAUGGAUGCCACAGUAGCUACUGGAGCAGCAGCAAUGAUGGCUAUCAGGGUUUUGCUUGAUCAUGAAGUGCUUGAAGAAAACAUUAUGGUUGUCUCAUUGCUCAUGGCUGAAUCUGGUGUUCACUCAAUAGCUUAUGCCUUCCCUAAUGUGCAAAUUGUUACAUCUGCUUUGGACAAAGAGAUAAAUGAAAAGUUUUAUGUAUUGCCAGGUAUUGGCAAUUUUGGUGACCGAUAUUUCGGAACUGAACCUUCGGAAGAGUGUUGAGCAGGUCGUCCUAUAUUCGGAGGCAGAUUUGUUUCCAGGAUUGUAAGUGGCUGCCUCCAAAUCUAAAGCCUUUUCAUGUACCAUUUGUGCUUCUAGUGACCAAUCUGCUGUCUUUUUCACAGAUUCUUGUGUCUCAGUAAAACUUAUCAACAUUGAACCUUUGCAUAGCUAUAGGUUGCGGAGGAUUGUAGUGGGCUGUGAUGAUUGGAGGCAGCCUCUGUAAAUUUUGAGCUAAUCUAAUCUAUACUUUUUCUUGAUCUAUUUUUAUUUUGCUCAAUGGGUAUGGAAAUUUUGAGGUACUGAAGUCUUAUAUAGGUGCAGUAUUUUUUAUAAUUGGUCAAUUGCAAUUGUUUUGUGGGUCCAAGGUCUUUUACCGUCCUAUUGUCUCCUCAUUUGCAUUCAUGGCCUGUCAUGUCAGGAAUAUCUCUUUUGUUUUGAUGAUCCGCAUGUGAGCAUUGUUGUUAUAAUAGUGCUCUGAAUCCCAAGAAAAAAAAUCUCAUUUGCUGUGAUUGAAAAAUCAAUUACCGGUACUUUACUAAUUUGACUCUUAUAUAAUUGAUUGUAUUAUGAAGGUGGUACAGGGAUUGUUUCCUAGUCUUCAUGUUGCGCUUCGCCCUCUUGAUGAGUGCUAUGAGCUUUUGUCCUUCAAUAGCUUUAGUAUUGAACAGCCCUAGAUUUAUUAUUCUAUUCUUUUGCUUUACUGUUUUUAAUAUGAGAUUGUUUUAUUUUUAAAAAACAACAACAACUUGAGAUACAAUGAAAAUAUUCUAAUUUUUAGGUGCAGACAAUUGAUUCUAUUUUUUUUUUUUUGUAAGUUAAUAUUUAAUACCUUGUUUGCUUCAAUUGUACUAAUUAUUUGUGUUGAUUUUUACAAAUAGAUAAAGGUACAGUGACAUAAGUCAAACUUAAGAUCUUAGCAUUUUAAAGUUUUACAAAUCAAGUUUUGAGGAAUUUUUCUAUGGGGUUUACCAGUUGCAAUUGUUCCCUUACAACGAUUUCGUUGUCCUCCAUUCAAGUCCGCCUCAUAAUUUUCCAAGUAUGCCACAACAUACUUGUUUUUGUCAUUUGGAAAAUGAAAGUCUUUGCUUGUCAAAGUUAGUAGCAAGUCAACACACCAGUGAGGAAUGACUAGUCAAAUUAGUCAAACUUGGAACCAAGUUCUGAUUUGGCCCCAGCAGGUCCAAUGAUUUGUAAUAUUUUGAAAGUAUUUUUGUCUUUUAGGAAUGUAUUUUUGGCUGAACAUUGGUGGAUGUAGUCUCGUGAUGUGAGUACCAAGCUUUGGCUCAGACCCCAAUGUCUUCUAAAAUUUGUUCAAAUUUGGUGACCCAGUCAUAGUGAUACCAGAAAGGAACGUAACCUUGCCUCACAAGACAUGAGACUAAAUCCACCAUAUAAGGUACAGUGCAUAUGGAUUUAAACGUAUGUUAUUAUUGUAAAUGUAUAAGAUUUAUUUUUGAA
Frankliniella occidentalis (western flower thrips) is the source of this 3272-nucleotide messenger RNA. Its product is annotated as uridine-cytidine kinase-like 1. Gene Ontology annotation, molecular function: kinase activity; ATP binding. NCBI's taxonomy places the organism in Eukaryota, Metazoa, Arthropoda, Insecta, Thysanoptera, Thripidae. The record is from RefSeq and is a predicted model, not a curated record. The coding region runs from base 276 to 1814 and encodes 512 amino acids. The transcript has 11 exons. Gene Ontology annotation, cellular component: cytoplasm.